AUCUUUCUUCUGUAUUCAACCUUCCUCUUCCAACUCCAACUCCAACUCCAACUCCAACCUCACACCAUGUCCUCCUCUCUCUGUGAUUUCUGUAAUCACAGAUCUGCAGUCUUGUAUUGUAAAGCUGACUCCGCUAAGCUCUGUUUGUUCUGUGAUACCACCGUUCACUCUGCUAAUGCUCUUUCCCUCAAGCACUUCCGUUCCCAGAUCUGUGACAACUGCGCUUCCGAUGCCGUCUCCGUCGCCUGUUCCACUGACAAUCUCCUCCUCUGCACCUCUUGCGACAAUGAUUUCCACGCCGACUCCUCCCUUUCCACCUACCACACCCGCUUUCCCAUCCAUGACUUCUCCGGUUGUCCUUCCCCUCUUCAACUCGCCUCCAUCUGGGGAUUCUCUCUCAAACUCCACCCCUCCUCUUCUAACGCUAAAUCCAACAACUUCCACCAUUCCCAUGACAAACCUCCUCCUCCUCCUCCUUAUGACGAGGUUCCCUCUGUCGACUGGAAAUCAUCAGCUUCGCCUUCUGGAGUGCAUAAUAAACUCUUGUACCAACAGUUGCUGGAGCUGGCAAAUCAAGGAUCUGAUGCCGACGGACCUGAAUUGAGGCCUCAAACACCCACUGGAUGCGGUCCGCCCGAGAUUUCACAAGGGUUUGAGUAUGAAGAACACGAUGAUAAGGAUUUGUUGCAUCAACAAACUCCUUUAACGUAUUUGCUCAUGACGCCCCACAAUCCCUCCAACUCAAAACCCAAUAAUGGCUCUAUUACUGAAUUUAGCAACAUGUGGAGCUAUAGCCCUAAACGCCAAACUAGUCAGAUAUGGGAUUUUAAUCUAGGAAGAUCAAGAUCUUCUGAGGCAGGAUGUGAUAAUCCUGGCUUUGCGGUAAACAACUGUACCGACCUUGUUGAGGAUGCCUCUUUCACAACAAUGGAAGUCUUGAAAGAAAUGGAUGCCAUAAACAUAUCUUUUACCACCAACCCCUCACAAAAUAAGCAGAUAUCUGGUUGCAGAUCAACAUUGGAGUGUGACAAGAGAACACCGUCAGAAAGACAAAUGAUGGAAAACAAGAUAAGUAAUUGGAGCAUGGAUGGUGAGCAAGGAAUGGAAAUAGCAGCAGCAAGCAAAGUGGACGCCCAGCAGCUUGCCCAGAACAGAUGUAACGCAAUGUUACGUUACAAGGAAAAGAAGAAAACGCGAAGGUACGAGAAAUGCAUCCGUUACGAGUCACGAAAGGCAAGAGCGGAUACCAGAAAACGAGUAAAGGGACGAUUUGUGAAGACGAUGGAAUGAAGAGAAGAAUUGUUUGAUGUAAUUGUAAUGAUUGUAGGUUGAGUUGAAUAUUUGGUCACUCUUGUUUUUGUUUAGUACGACUACGACUAGGAGUAGGAGGAGUGUUUUGAUAAGAAAGAAGAAGAAAAAGAAAAAGGUGGGUUGUAAAUGUAUGGUGAUCUUGUUGCCAAAAAGAAUGCAAUCGUGUCGUGGUGUGAACAUCCCUCCUCAUAUAAUACCUCGGAGUUUGGAACCAAGAAACCAUUAUUUUUGUACGUGAUUUUUGAUGCUACUGGAAACUAGUAAUUGCUUGUAAAAC
This is a messenger RNA of Cynara cardunculus var. scolymus (artichoke), 1588 nucleotides long. RefSeq names its product zinc finger protein CONSTANS-LIKE 14. The transcript has 4 exons. The record is from RefSeq and is a predicted model, not a curated record. The coding region runs from base 67 to 1290 and encodes 407 amino acids. Gene Ontology annotation, molecular function: zinc ion binding; protein binding. NCBI's taxonomy places the organism in Eukaryota, Viridiplantae, Streptophyta, Magnoliopsida, Asterales, Asteraceae.